CGAGUAACUGCCGAUUGCACAUCCCCAAUUCAUUUACUGGCAUUUUCAAGUCCGUGUCCACAACCCAUCUAGAUCUUCACAUAUUUUUUUAUUUUAGAAAGCCAAAUCGAAAACGCGAGCAUCUCCGAUCGCCGAAAGUUGUUGCUUUUUGUCGAAUAAUUCGAUGAAAAAUCAACAAUAACAUGGAUGAACAAGCGGAAAAGAGUUCGCCUGAAAAUGACGAUUCGAAGUUGGAAAAUGGUGAAAAGAAGAAUGAGGACCUGACAUUUGAUCCAGAAAUCUUCAGUUGUAUGCUUCAGCCUUCGCCUGCAGAUUCUGAUUCUGACCCCAAUUACAUUGGAAUCCGCCGACUCCUCCUCUAUCGGAAAGCUCAGUCUGGUGUCUUACGCCGCAAGGAUUGGAGAUGUAAUGGAAAAGGUUAUGUUGCCUUUCGUAAUUACAUUAAUAGGCCGAGAAAUUGGGAUGGUUUACAAACACCGAGUUACCCGAGCACUCCAGGACAGAGUGAGCGAUGGAUACCAUCUACAAGUCCAAUCUCCCAUUUGUUUGAGGUGGACAGCUGGGGUACAAGCAGGGAUUUACAAAGUGGAAAUCGACAAUUCAGUUUCCACACAAGUGCCAGUUCAAAUGCAAGUGAUACUGAGCUCCCACAUAGAAAGGGCGAACCUGCAUAUUCCUUUGUAGGAAUGCACUGCAUUUUUGACCAGUGCAAGGCCAUGGUUACGGUCAUAAAGUUUGGGCACAUGAGUUCUGAUCUACUUGCUUAUGGAGCAUCAGAUGGAAGCUUGACUGUAUGCACUGUUUCUACGUCACCUGCAGUUCUCAAGCAGUUAACAGGACAUACAAAAGAUGUCACAGAUUUUGACUUCUCAACUAACAAUCAGUACAUCACAUCUUCCUCAAUCGACAAAACUGUAAGAGUAUGGGAUAUCUCGAAAGGCCUUUGUAUGAGGGUGAUUUAUGGAGUUUCACCAGAACUUUGUAUUCGUUUUCAUCCGGUGAACAAUAAUUUUCUUUCAGUUGGCAAUGCAAACAAAGAGAUAAUGGUGUUCAAUUUCAGCACUGGAAGAACAAUCAGUAAAGCAACCUUUGACAGUGAGGUUACUGCUAUGGACCAGGACCACACUGGUCAGCUUAUUUUCUGUGGUGAUGCUAAGGGAUAUGUAUACACAGUUAGUAUGGACUCACGUACAGGUGCCUUAUCUAGGUCUCAUCGUAAUAAAAGUAGCAGCAAGCAAAAUUCUCCAGUAACUACUGUGCAGUACAGGACCUUUUCUUUGCUCGCCCGAGGUCCUGUGUUGCUAACUUUUUCUCGAGAUGGAAGUUUGUCUUUCUUCAGCGUCUCUUUGGAGGUACAAGGUUAUUUGACCGUUCGUUGUACACUUAAAUUGGCUCCACGACUGCAUAGCAUUCGUGCCUCUUUCUGUCCUCUACUUUCCCUUGAGAAGGGAGAAUUUAUAGUUGCGGGGAGUGAAGAUGCUAAUGUCUAUUUCUAUGAUUUAACUCGACCAAAACACACGUGUGUAAACAAACUACAGGGUCAUGGCUACCCGGUUAUAGGCAUUGCUUGGAACCAUGGAGAGAAUUUGUUGGCUUCUUCAGAUUUUGGUGGAACUGUCAUUGUAUGGAAAAGAGCAAAGACAAGUUGAACAAUUCUAUGAAGGACCGGAUUUUCGACUCUGUAAUUUGUUUUACCUUAUACUGAACCCAGGGGUUUAGGAAUAGAACACAUUUGCGUAGGCCUCUGGCUCUGGUGGGUUCUUUGGAAAAAGGUGAAUCCAAAUGAGAUAAAUCCAUUGUAUAAUUUUUGUACUGAAUUUUGGUUGAUUUCAUGUGAUGGACAUUUAAAUAUCUUAAACCGAUGAGAA
Olea europaea var. sylvestris is the source of this 1868-nucleotide messenger RNA. Its product is annotated as WD repeat-containing protein 13-like. NCBI's taxonomy places the organism in Eukaryota, Viridiplantae, Streptophyta, Magnoliopsida, Lamiales, Oleaceae. Gene Ontology annotation, molecular function: promoter-specific chromatin binding; protein binding. The coding region runs from base 183 to 1649 and encodes 488 amino acids. The transcript is spliced from 12 exons. The record is from RefSeq and is a predicted model, not a curated record. Gene Ontology annotation, cellular component: nucleus.